Molecule: messenger RNA, 1971 nt
Organism: Penicillium pulvis
Lineage: Eukaryota; Fungi; Ascomycota; Eurotiomycetes; Eurotiales; Aspergillaceae
Product: RanGTP-binding protein
Exons: 5
Coding region: 1-1971 (656 amino acids)
Cellular component (GO): nucleus; cytoplasm
Molecular function (GO): GTPase regulator activity
Source: RefSeq, a predicted model, not a curated record
AUGGACGUCUUUUUAACUCGACUCACGCAGCAGGCGAUGAACUAUGCGAUUCGCUCUGGGAUAGCUAUAACAGCUACCUACGCGAUGCGCCAAUCGUCGCGACUGCUCAAGAAUGUAGAUGGCGAAGAUCGUGCAGAACUGCUUUCACUGCAGCAGAGACUGGAAAGCAAAAUACAAGUUAUCUCUCCGUCAAUUGACAUGAUUGAACUGAUUGCCGCUCGAGGAAACACUUCCCUUGAGUCUGCUGUAGCGCUGACGAAAUCUCUGAGAUGGGACAUCCAGGCACUUGGACAGCGACUGGCAAAGGCCGCUUCAUCUGAAGAGUCUUCGCGGAAGAGCUCGCGAUCCCCAAACAGUCGGGUCAACAUCGAUGCCGAAAUCAAGUUCAUCAUUAAAGACAUCAAGAAUCUUUUGACUCGGAUUGAAGAUGCGGUACCUCUUAUGAACCUGGCUAUCACCACCUCAGGCGCUAAAUUAUCGACCAAUCUUCCCUCAACGGUGUCGCCGUCUCGCCUUCUCCAGGCCAGCACAUUCCUGACCGCUGGAGAUACACAAUAUUCCUUGUCUCAGUCCCAAGCAGUUCAAACUGGACCCACGUUUACGCUUUCAAUGUACAUGCUUUUUUCCAGUCAUGUACGCCCACAUGAUGAAGAAUCAGUUCGUGCAGCAACCUGGAAAGAAGUUAUGCAUAAGGCCCGCUUGAAACUGCGGCGCGUGCCAAUGAGCUUGUAUUAUUCGGAUAAUCGAACGAAAGCACCGCAACUUCCAGGGCCUGCAGUGGCCGAUGAAUACGCUUAUCAAGUGAUGAUUAUUGAGGAUUUGGAUGAUGGCCGAGUCCAUACAUUUGAAGAUGAUGAACCUCAACCGCACAGUUAUGAAGGCGUUGCUAGCGCUGGUAUCCGAGAGAUUCUUCCCAUCCAUCAAAUUUCCAAGAUUUUCUACGCAGAUACAGGUCGAAUUCUCAACAUCAAUACCGAAGGAGAGACAAACAAUCCAGUCCUUUUGUUGAAAAGAGACCUGAAUGCUCUACCCCCACGCCGGAUGAUGGAAAAUGAAGAUGUUGACGACGAAUACGCCUCCGACAGAUCCGAGGAUUCGGUAGAUGAAGCUCAAGCACAGCUUGACUCCCAAUUAUACGGAACAGGCGGCUCCACCCAUCAGAGUUUUGACUCCCUCCACGAAGACUCCAUUCCUGAAGAGUGGCGUCUACCUUCCGGCCUUGAUCCGGAAUGGAUCGCUUUCGAAGUCUACAAUGAAGACGAAGGUUCGGAUACAGAGUCCGAAACAGAUAACACUCCUCAUACCCCGACAGCUCAGCCUUCAAUCGACCCAAGCAUGUUGGCAAAGUUAUCCAUCAGUGACGUGAAAUCCUCUUCGCCAUCUCCUUCUCCAACCCGGUACAAUACUCGUACUCAACCUACAAUGACAGUCUCGAAUCCCCACUUUGAGAACAUUCGCACAUCCCUUUCUCUCCUCGAGACUCUCCUCCGCCUAACCUCCCUUCAACAAUUCCAGCAACAAUCACAUCUUUCCAUCAGCGAUGAACUCCUCAACUUCUUUCUUGAAGAAUCAUCAACCACUGGUGCCGGUGGCGACGAGCAGCACCGCCAGCGUCUUCGCUAUGAAGCUCGUCGCCGUGUUGGCUGGGACCCCUACGACGAGAGCCCUGUUAAGCACCGUGGUGAAGAUUACCAAUAUGGUAGUCCCUCUGCGUAUCACCGCGAAGGAGACGAGAUUUACUCCCCUGGUGGAACUUCACAGAGCUUCCAGCUUCGUUCUAGAGAGAAUACGCCGGAGACGCCUUCGCAGCGGCGAGGUUCACCUUCUACUCGCUAUGAUAGAACACGGCCUAGUGGGCUGCGAGGAAUGACGCCAGCAUAUACAAGUGAGGGUGACUCUGCACAGAACUCCCCGCUGGCUAGGAAGACUAGUGGGGUGUCUGAACAUGAGAGAGAUAGGGCGGCAGAGUAG